AUGCCGCCACCACCGCCAGAUCCAAAGAAACUCGCACUCAAACUCGGCACGGACGGCCCUCACAAAGUCCUACCAACCCCUCGCAAGAUCCAGGUCCUCUUCAAUGGAGCGUAUAUCAUCAAGACUACUAAGGCUUCGUUCGUGUGGGAGCAUCCGUAUUAUCCGCAGUUGUAUUUCCCGAGGACUGAGUUGGAGAGGGAGGAGGCGGCGUGUGAGGGGUUGAACGUGGCGGAGGGGGAGGAGUAUGCCGAUGACAACGGGAAGGUGAUUGCCAAGCAACUCAUCCUCUCCAUCAACAACAAAUCCAUCAACAACGUCAUUGCCUGGGAAGAGGAUCUCCCUACCAAAGCAGCGGAGCUGAAGGGAUUGGUUAAAAUCGACUUUGCCAGUGUGGACCAAUGGUUCGAAGAAGACACCCCCAUCUACGUACACCCCAAGGACCCAUUCAAGCGCGUCAACAUCCUACAAAGCACACGGCACAUCCGGAUCAAAGUGGGCGGGCAGGUUGUGGCGGAUACGAGGAGUAGUAUGCAUCUUUACGAGACGGGGUUGCCGGUGAGGUAUUAUUUGCCGUUGACGAGUAUCGAUCCCGGGGUGCUGAGGAAGAGCAAGACGAGGACGCUGUGUCCGUAUAAAGGCGAGGCGGAGUAUUAUAGUGUGGAGGUGAAUGGGGAGGUGUGGGAGGAUGUGGUGUGGUAUUAUACUACGCCGCUCUUGGAGAGUGCGAGGAUUGAGGGACUGUGCUGCUUCUACAAUGAGAAGGUGGAGAUUGAGCUGGAUGGUGAGAGGUUGGAGCAGCCUGAUACGCAUUUUGGAAGGCAUAAGCCGAGUGAUAAUGUUAAGCCUAGUGCUGUUUAG
Molecule: messenger RNA, 858 nt
Organism: Fulvia fulva
Lineage: Eukaryota; Fungi; Ascomycota; Dothideomycetes; Mycosphaerellales; Mycosphaerellaceae
Exons: 6
Coding region: 1-858 (285 amino acids)
Source: RefSeq, a predicted model, not a curated record